This is a messenger RNA of Phyllostomus discolor (pale spear-nosed bat), 1899 nucleotides long. It is a transcript of the gene TTC19, whose product is annotated as tetratricopeptide repeat domain 19. Gene Ontology annotation, molecular function: protein binding. Gene Ontology annotation, biological process: mitochondrial respiratory chain complex III assembly. The record is from RefSeq and is a predicted model, not a curated record. The transcript is spliced from 10 exons. Gene Ontology annotation, cellular component: mitochondrial inner membrane. Bases 87 to 1142 code for a protein of 351 amino acids. Lineage: Eukaryota; Metazoa; Chordata; Mammalia; Chiroptera; Phyllostomidae.
CCCUACCACCGCGGCGGGCGUUGCGCUGGGACUGGACGUCUCGGGGUUUGGCUGGUCCGGCAGUGCUCAGAGGACCGGGCGCGGCCAUGUACCGGCUUCUGAGCCAUAGCGUCGGCCGAGACCUUCUGCGGGCCGCGGGGCGGCGGUGCCGGGUCUGUCCGGCAUACUUGCUCCCGGUGCGGGCCCGGGGCAGGGCACCUGAGGUGGAGGUGCGGCCAUUCCGAGUCGCGCGGCAGGGCUGGGGCUCCGGCCUGCUGCCGCUGCUGGCAGCCCUCGCGUGGUUCUCGAGGCCCGGAGCGGAGGAGGAGAAGGAGCAGCCGGGAGCGGCCACCGAGGGUGCGGCAGACGAGGCCGAGGCGGAGAUUAUCCUGCUGCUGAAGCGGGCCAAGUUGAGCAUCAUGAAAGAUGAGCCAGAAGAGGCUGAGCUAAUUUUGCAUGACGCACUUCGUCUUGCCUAUCAGAGUGAUAACAAGAAGGCCAUCACUUACACUUAUGACUUGAUGGCCAACUUAGCAUUUAUACGGGGUCAGCUUGAAAAUGCGGAAAAACUUUUUAAAGCAACAAUGAGUUACCUGCUUGGAGGGGGCAUGCAACAGGAAGACAAUGCAAUCGUUGAAAUCUCUCUAAAGUUGGCUAGUAUCUAUGCUGCUCAGAAUAGACACGAAUUUGCUCUUGCUGGCUAUGAAUUCUGCAUUUCAACUCUAGAGGAAAAAAUUGAAAGAGAAAAGGAAAUGGCAGAAGACGUUCUGUCAGUGGAUGAGAAAGCCAAUACCCACCUCCUCCUUGGCAUGUGCUUAGAUGCUUAUGCUCGCUACCUUCUGUUGUCCAAGUAUCCGUCACAGGCACAAAAGAUGUAUGAAAAAGCUUUGCAUAUUUCUGAAGAAAUACUAGGAGAAACACACCCACAGACCAUUGUGCUGAUGAGUGACUUGGCUACCAGCCUGGAUGCACAAGGCCACUUGGAUGAGGCCUGUUUUUACGUACAGAGGGCAUCAGAUCUGGCAAGACAAACAGAACAUCCUGAGCUACACAUGGUGCUCAGUAAUCUGGCUGCGAUUCUGAUGCACACAGCUCAAGACUACCAAGCUCUAACUGGAGCCAGAGAUGAUAAUGGAACAGAUAGAAGACUGCGGGUAACAUAAUCCAGUCACGUGGAUCCAUUCAUCACUCAAACAUGAGAACAUGUGUGAAGCUACCAUUUAAGAAAGAUGAAUAAGGUGACAUAAAAAUGUGUAAUUACAUUUAACAUCAUUACUCUUCAAAAAUUUUCUUCCUCAUUUCGUUGAAAGGUAUCAACGUCUAUUUGAUUGCUUAUGAAUAUAUCUAAUAAAUAAAUAACACAUUGAAAGAAACACACUAACAAUUUGGGGGUGAAACAGACCUUGGUUUAAGGCUGGGCUUGCUCUCUUACUUUAUUUGACCACGGGCAGAUCAUGUGUUCACCUCUCAGAGCAUCGGGAGAGGGUGUUCCACACCAAGAAAACAGCAUGAAUAUGGACUGAAAGGAAUUCAGGGAACAACAGGCAACUUGAUAUGGAUGAGAAUAAAGUAAAAGGGAAAAGUGGCAGAAAAUGAGAUGAGCAGUAUAAGCCUGUUCCUAACUCAAAUGCCAUGCUAAUGACUUAGUGCUUGAUUCUCAGAGUUUUAGACAAAUCACUCUGGUGGAAGAGGACUGGAAAGGGGCCAAAUCAAAGAUGUCUAUGUCUAAUCCACAUGGAAAUUCUAAUAAUUCAUAGGGUUGGGUUAGGGAUAGAAAGAGGUAAGAAAAAUUAUGUAAUGUGGCUCUGCACAGGUAGUCAUCAUUAACUUCCCUUCCAUACACAGUCCACAAUAUUUGGUACAUGGUAAGCACUCAAAUGGUGGCUGAAUUCAGAGGGGGACCCCAUGGCAAAAAGUGUU